Messenger RNA from Xyrauchen texanus (razorback sucker), 2150 nucleotides. RefSeq names its product forkhead box B1a (gene foxb1a). The transcript is spliced from 2 exons. Gene Ontology annotation, biological process: regulation of transcription by RNA polymerase II; cell differentiation; anatomical structure morphogenesis. The coding region runs from base 242 to 1183 and encodes 313 amino acids. The record is from RefSeq and is a predicted model, not a curated record. Lineage: Eukaryota; Metazoa; Chordata; Actinopteri; Cypriniformes; Catostomidae. Gene Ontology annotation, molecular function: DNA-binding transcription factor activity, RNA polymerase II-specific; RNA polymerase II cis-regulatory region sequence-specific DNA binding.
ACAUGGAGGCAGCCACUUAAAUCGUCUUAUCAAGAUAGAAGGGAGAGAGAGGGAGAGAGAGAAUCUGGUCCAUUCAAGCUGGCCUGAGAAGAAGGAAGCUUCACUUCUGCCUUGAGAUCAUCAUUUUAUAGGACGAGCCUUGGCGUUCCCUCACACAAACUGCGGAUCGCGCAUCAGCAUAGGCUACUGAACUUUUAUCCCACUGAAACUUGGGCGGGCUGCAUUUACGAAUCUGGAAAGGAUGCCUAGACCCGGGAGAAACACUUAUAGCGACCAGAAACCUCCGUACUCCUACAUUUCGCUCACCGCCAUGGCUAUCCAGGGUUGUCCGGAGAAGAUGCUUCCUCUUAGCGAAAUUUACAAGUUUAUUAUGGAUCGCUUUCCGUACUACCGAGAGAACACUCAGCGCUGGCAAAAUUCCCUCCGCCACAACUUGUCCUUCAAUGACUGUUUCAUUAAAAUCCCCCGCCGCCCGGACCAGCCGGGCAAGGGUAGCUUCUGGGCUCUCCAUCCCAGCUGCGGCGACAUGUUCGAGAACGGAAGUUUUCUGAGACGCCGCAAACGCUUCAAGGUAAUGAUGACAGCAGACCACCUGGCACCCAGCAAGCCCUCUGACGCUGCCCACUACCUGCAGCACCAUGCCAAGCUGAGGCUCAGCGCCCUGGCAGCGACGGGCACCCCUCUCCCCCAGAUGUCCAGCUACAACUUGGGAGUGUCCCAGCCGUCCACGUUCAAGCACCCCUUCGCUAUCGAGAACAUCAUCGCGCGAGAAUACAAAGUGCCAGGGGGACUGGCGUUCUCCACCAUGCAGUCCAUGUCUGCCGGGUAUCCUCUGCACAACCAGCUGACCACAGCUUGGCCCCAUAUGUACAGCACUAGCGUGAUCGACAGCGCGGCGCCCAUCACAAUGACCAGCAGUGAUUACAGUGCCUACGGUAUGCCAAUCAAGUCCCUGUGCCACGGGGGACAGACCUUACCGGCCUUUCCAGUCCCGAUCAAGCCGACCCCGGCGUCGUUGCCCGGUCUCUCGGCAUUGCCGCACCACAUUCCCGCUUUCCUGUCGAACUCUCCCCAGUCGCUGAGCCCGACGUCCCCGCAGACAGCGACCAGCCAAAGCAGCCCUAACACCCCGAGCGAGACUCUGACGAGUCCCUCGACGCUCGUGUCGGUCGCUGUGCACUGACACGUACAGGUGUCGUUACCUGAGAACUAGGCCUCUUGGUCAAAUCCUACUCCAAAGUUGAAUUUUAAUUAUAGACCUUGAAAACGUACGUCGAAAACACUCGCUACAAUCAAGGGAAGAGCUAUCUACGUUGCUGUGACAUUAAUUUAUGUGUAUGUGUUUAAUUUGAAGUGUUGCUUUUGAUGAUUCUAAUCACAUGGAUCGAACACGGAUAUACUGUGAAAUGGUCAUCGUUUUCCAAAAUAUCAAUGUUCAAUUGAACUAUUCUGAACGUAGGCCUACGUCUUUGUUUUAUUGGUUGACUGUUGGCAAAUUCCAAGCAAGCACUGAUAUCUGUUACAUGUCUAAAUUGCAGAAGGCAAUUGCUAGUAAUUUGACAGAUUGGUGUCUAUUCAGACCAUUAAAUGUUUUUUUUUUUUUUUCGUAAAUAAUUGUUCGUUUUCCAUUUGGACGAGAUUCCCAUUUGCCGGCUUGGAAUGCUCUAAUUGUUCUUGACAACUAAACUUUUGUCUCAGUCUGCAUACCAAAUAUAACCAACAUGUCCACUUGAUUUUAAAACACACACACACACACACACACACACACACUGAAACAAGUACAGUAUUUGCUACUAUAUCGAACUUGAAAAACAAAAUAGAUUUAAAGGAUACGUUUAUCGCAUAAGGCGACGUAAAUUUGUGAAUAACUGCAAAUAAUUGAUAUUGAAUUGUGUAAAAUGCACUUUUUAGUUAGAUGUUUUACAUUUUCUCGAUUUUGCAGGAAAUGUUUUGUGAGCAUUUAAUUUAAAGCCGUGGUGACCAUGUGUAUUAAAUGCCGUCCAUUUGUACUUUUUGUUCAGAUAUAUGAAGCAUGCCUUUUCCAGACUUUGUGUUGUUUUGCUGCAAGCAUGCGUGCUUUUGAAAGCUGUGCAAAACGUCUGCAUUAAAUUAUAAACGUGGUCAUCAGAAUAUUUUUUCAUUAAAAUUGU